Anthonomus grandis grandis is the source of this 1158-nucleotide messenger RNA. RefSeq lists its product as uncharacterized. NCBI's taxonomy places the organism in Eukaryota, Metazoa, Arthropoda, Insecta, Coleoptera, Curculionidae. The record is from RefSeq and is a predicted model, not a curated record. The transcript is spliced from 4 exons. Bases 55 to 1158 code for a protein of 367 amino acids.
UUGAUAGCUGGCAUAAAUAGCGGUAUCACCUAUAUUUAAGUUUUAUAAAUAAAGAUGACAUGCUCAAUGCUGGUUCCAUUGAUGGAAAAAAACAUGGAUAACCUUAUUACUUUACAAAGUUCAUUUGCAACUCAUACUUUUAGGUAUCUUGCUACUGGAGACAGUAUGACAUCAAUUUCAUUUUCCUUUCGGAUUGCUCAUUCUACUAUUUCACAAAUUAUAAGGGAAACAUGUGAUGCUAUUUGGGAAUGUUUGCACGAAAAAGUGUUACCAAAACCAGAUGAAGAUACUUGGAGAAAUAUUGCAGAAGGCUUUAGCGAAAAAUGGCAAUUACCACAUUGUGUGGGCGCCAUAGACGGGAAACAUGUUAUAAUUCAAGCACCUCCAAAAUCAGGCUCAACAUACUACAAUUAUAAAGGUUCACACAGUAUUGUACUAAUGGCUUUGUGUGAUGCCAAUUAUAAAUUUAUAAUGGUUGACAUAGGAGCAGAGGGUCGCCAUAGUGAUGGAGGAAUAUUCAAAAAUAGUAAUAUGGGCAGAUUAAUUGCAACAAACAAUCUAAAUUUUCCUCCACCAUGUGCAUUAAUUGACAAUGGUGAUGAAGUUAAUUUUUACAUUUGUGGGGAUGAAGCUUUUCCUUUAUCCACAUGUCUAAUGCGUCCAUAUCCAGGCCGAUUUUUACCUCAGAUUAAAAGGAUUUUUAAUUAUAGGUUGUCUAGAGGAAGAAGGGUUGUAGAAAAUGCUUUCGGUAUAUUGUCAGCAAAAUGGAGAGUUUAUCGAAAACCAAUCAUUGCACAAGAAGAAACUGUUCGUAGCAUUGUUAAGGCCACUGUUUGUCUUCAUAACUUUUUAAUUGGUGCAGAGAAAAAAUAUGUGUCUCCGACUCUUGUGGAUAGAGAAGAUAUUGAAGGGCAACAAAUUGACGGGAAAUGGCGUAACUAUGCUACCUCGAAUCUUCCCAAUAUCAGAAGAACUAGUACUAAUAUGUGGGUCCAGACUACUCGUGCUCGUACUCGUACUCCGGCUUUUACUUGCGACUUGCCUAUAUGUGGACGUGGCGACAAGUCGGAGUGGGAGCAGCGCAAGCCAGGCAAGUACGUUACUCGUGAGGUUCCGACCGGUGUCGGUACAUCAAAGGAAGCUCGCACGGACUUGUAA